This is a messenger RNA of Zerene cesonia (dogface butterfly), 2704 nucleotides long. RefSeq names its product INO80 complex subunit D-like. The coding region runs from base 188 to 2251 and encodes 687 amino acids. Lineage: Eukaryota; Metazoa; Arthropoda; Insecta; Lepidoptera; Pieridae. The record is from RefSeq and is a predicted model, not a curated record. Gene Ontology annotation, cellular component: nucleus. The transcript is spliced from 12 exons.
UUUGAUGUUAUUGAAAUAAGUUUGUACAACAAAGCUUUUCGUUAAAAAAAUAUGUGUGUGUAGAAUACUGUUAAUCUAGUAUAAAUAUUCCGUAUUGUUAUUGUUAACAGUGUAGAAUUGGGACCAAUGACCUUGUUGCAUUUCACUUAUUUAUGUUUAUAACAUUAGGUUGUAAAAUGUACCCAGAAUGUCCUAUUUGAGUGCUUCAGAAAAUGUGGGUUUCAGUGGUAUUCCCCAAAAUAUAUCCGAUGCAAGUUGUGCGACCCAGUAUAAAAUGGCUGUUGAGAGUGUGCCUGGAAGUUGCAAUAGUGAAGUAAACAUGUUUAUUCAUGAUAGUUCUGGUGAUGAACAAGCUUAUUUGCCCCAUUUAACAGAUAACUUUUUUCAUACAAAAUUCAAAAUAGACCACAACGAUUUAUACACAUUUCAUGAUUCUGAUGUAAUUGCCGGAGAGAUCACUGUCAGUCAGACCGAUGAUAAUUUUAUAUUUUCUGAUGGUGUUGAUGGCAAAAUUAAACUACUUGAUAGUCCAAAUAAAGAAUUGGAUAUCUUGGGAGCAAUUGCAAAUGGCGAUAUAAAGGAAGAAUUGAAAGAGCCUGUUUUGAAUGGUCAUUAUGAACCAAACAUUACUAGUACAGAAAACAAGAUAGUUGAUAGUAAGGCUAUAAAUACCAAAGUUAAAAAGCAUCAAAGUCAAAUCAAUUGUGCGAAUCAACCCAAAAUCACUGCAAUUAGACGUCCAAGUGUUCAUAGCCCAAAGGCUCCUACAACAUCACAGACUGGUAAAGUCAGUAUUACUAACAGUAAUAUAAGUAAUGAAAAGACAACUUCAGUGGGUAAGGGAGGGCCGGAGACAUUUCUUGAUGUAUUCAAGCGAGAACAAUGUUUUACUGAAUGCCAAAGGGGAGCUGUUAAGACUGAACCUGUUGUUGCACCUGUUAAACCUGCACCCGCUCCCAAGAAGCCAUCAACAGUUAAACCAACCCAGGCAAAAGUGAAAAAGGGCAGAGGGCCGAUAAUGCAUGAGGCCUUACAACGGAUACCAACUGAGUGCAAAGCAUUAGUAUUGCCUAUUAAAACUUGGCACGCACCUGACGAGGAGUUGUUUCAAUGUGGACCAUUGGACGCACAGAAAUGGAACCCAUUCAAACAACUAGAGAGUAGCAGCAGUGAUGAUGACAAUAUGCCCGAUUUUGAAUCUGCCUCUGGACCUGUAUGUGUAGAAGAGAGCGCAGCAGAAUCACGUAGCGCCAGACUAGAGUUACGAAGGGCUGCAAUGAGGAGGCACGUCAUGAGGACUGCGACGAGCAUGCACUUGACUAAGAAACAUAAUGAGCAAAAAGCUUUAGCAACCCUUAUAAAGAAACAACUGAAUGGAAAAAGUUCUUGCCGUCUUCCACAACAAACUGUUAAUCAUUUAUUGGCAAUGCGCGGUAUGUCUUCAACAUUAUCAUUACAAGAGCGCAGAAUACUGAGAGCGAGCGGGUGGUCAGGCGGCGAGAGCGGCAAGCUCGACGCGAACGCGUCCAGCAUGUGCGCGGAGGAGAAGUGCAGCGAGACGCCGCUGCCGUGCGGCCGCUACUGCCUCGCGCACGUGACGCUCGCGCCCGAGCAGCGGCUGUACGCGGCGUGCGCGGCCGUGUUCGCCGGCGGCGAGCGCUGCAAGCAGCCGCUGCUGCCGCUGCACGAGCAGACGCCGCUGUGCCCGGAGCACGCGUGGAAGCGGGACAACUACGAGCUGCUGAACCGCGAGGGCCGGCCGCAGAAGGCGGUGCGCAAGCGCGUGUGGGCGAGCAGCCGGGCCGCGCGGCCGCCGCGCCCGCCGCGCAAGCCCAAGCGCCGCCGCAGGCUCGUGCCCAAGCGCCCGCCCGUGCACACGCAAAGCCUCUCAGAAAUUAACGCUUGCUCGAAUUCGUCAUACGACAGUUCUGAAGACACGGGGGUCGGCGGUCUCAGCGAGAGCGAAUACAUGACAAAUAAUUCUGGUGAGCUUGAAGUUGGUCAUGUACCACCUGAUGACAUUCUGGAUCCUUCGGUGUUGAGUCAGAUACCCGAUGAGGCGUUUACGGAGUUUUUCAAUCAAGCGGAAGGUGGCAGCACAUUCGCUGAGAGCUCAGAGCUGGCGGCGGCACUAGAAGCUGUAUUGGACGAGCGCGCUCUUGACAUGCCCGAAUGUGUUUUUUCACAAUCGCCAAGGAAUAAGAUGCAAGUAACCGCAGUGAGCAUGGAGCCUUCGAGCGCGCCCUCAUAACAUAAAUAUAAUAACCGUCUCUUUCAUUUUAAAAUAAACUCUAAUACUAUUAUGUUUAGGAACAAAUUUGUUUACGUGAUGUGAAGUUGGAAUUUAUGCUUUAAUUUGGUGUGUUAGUGAAAUAUUUCAAGUGUUCGUAGCCUGAAACGUUUGGUAAGCAGUAGUUGGUAUAGGUAGGUAAGAGAGAACCGAUAAAUUCUUGAGGGUCAACGGAAAUGUCGAUCUUGUUUUUAGGACAAGUUUUUAUUUUCUACGAUUUUGAUUAAAUUCGUCAUGCAAAAAUGAACCUAACGGAAUACGAUGUAGAAUUAUAUUAUAAGUCUUUAUAUGAUAUGCGUUGAUCCAAUGAAUCAUGUCAAUAAAAAUCUCUAGCUUUGGCGUUUUAUCUCCUAUUUGUAUAAAGCAAUAAAGCGGAGGGCUGUUCAUUCAUUAUGUAAGGAUGAUUUUUGAUUG